ACCUGAUUUAUGUUAUUAUGAUUUUUGUUGACACUUAAAUAAGUUUACCUAAAUAUUUCAUUAGAAAUUGAAUACAAAAUAUUAUAUACUUACAUAAAACCUCGUAUGACAGCCAGAAUUAUAAUACCUAAUACCUAUUAUGAAUAAUAAACUACCUUAAUAUUUCAUUCUGUCUGUAACCCUAUUAUUAUCUAAAUAUCUCAAAUAAUAUUAGUCUUUACUAGGUUCUUUAAAAUAAACCAUUUCUCUUUGAAUGUUCUUUACAUCAAGUAGCCGUCAAAACAAAUACAAUGACAUUAAUUGAGAAAAAAAAAUACAGUCGAAAAUUUUAUACAACACUUAUGGUUAUGGCUUUUUUUUUGGACACUAGUCAAUAUCAUUGUAUUUCAAAAUUUACAAUGCAAUUUUAUAUUUUUGAUUGGAUGGUAUUGGUAUGUUUGGCUGCAGGAUACAUGUUUUUGUUUGAAAAUCCAGGUAUGUCUUUAGGAAUGGAGUUAAUUCAAUACAUGAUAGUUGGAAUACUUUUUACUUUAAUUUUUUUGGUAUUCUUGAUAAAAAAAGAAGCCAUUGCGUCAAACUACAAUUUUAUACAGACCAUAUUUAUCCACUGGUCUAACAAAAGAUCAUUGCAUCCAAAUGUAGCUUAUAAAAAAAACAUAAAAACAGUUAAAAGUUUAAUCAUACCUUUAGCAAUAUUAUCAUUAUCUAUUGCAUUUGGGCCUUUAGUAUCAACCAUAAACGAUAUUGGCAAGCUGCCAUUGGAUUACCGAACCCAUUUCGUCUUGUUUUGGCCAACGAUUGUCGAUACUAAUAAAAUCAGUAUGUAUGGAAUCAUUUAUGCAAUGCAAGUCAUAUUUACUAUUAUUUUAUACAUUUCGACUUUAUCAUUCAAUUUGGGUUUUAUGGUGUUUUUGAAUGAAGUAACUAACCAGUUUGAAAUGUUAUUGGAUGAAAUUAAAGAUGCAUUUAAAUAUAAGAGAGAUAAACAGUUCCAACCUCUUUUUAUUGAUUGUAUACGUCACCAUCAAAUAAUUAUUAAAUUUUUAGAUGAUUUAAAGUCAUAUUUCAAAUGGAUCAUACUUAUUGAAAUAAUUGCAGUUCAAGUAGUGUUGGCCAUCCUUAUUUAUAAUUUAACAAAAAUAAAUGCUUCCCUUGGUUAUAAGAUGAAAGUUGCUGGUUCGUUAUUAUUUAAUUUACUUCCAAUUUGUUUUCACUGUCACAUUGGAGAAGUCAUACUAAGCCUGAGAUUUCAUAGAUAUGGGGUACCUUAAGGAAAUUCACUAGUAAUUAAAUAUUUUGCGUGUAAUUUUCAAACUUUUCUGUUUUUUCUAAUACCAUUUAUACUAUGUAUACUGUAUAGUAGAAAUCUACUCCAAGUUCACUAUUUGUUCAUCAUUUUUAUUUUAUUUAAAAUUUUAAGUUUCUGGAAUAAAGUUAAAUCGUAGUAUGUUUUUGUUUUCAUUGUCGCAACAUUUUAAUUUAACACGUGGUAUAACCAUACAACGAAUACAAGAAUAACCUAAUUUUAAUUUAAUCAUGUAUUACAUAGGCACGGAUCCAAGGAAGGACCAAGGGGUCAUGCCCGCCUCCCGUAACUAUAUUCUUGAUCGAGAUUAGGUAAAUUGAAUCCGAAAUACCGUUUUUGUGGUAAACUGAGUCCAAGAUUUGAAAAGGUAUAAGGUAAAGUAAGUCCCUGGUUAUAAUAGGUUUAGUUUCCAAAACAGAACAUUUUCUUUCUCACUUUUACAGGCUUAGUACUUUUAAUACAACUGGCGUGGUUAAAAAUGUGCUUUUUUUGUUUUUAAUAUUUAAUAUAAUUCACUAGAUUGUACAUAAAAAUCACAAUUAAUUAAAUAUAUAAUAUACAAAUUAUUCAAGUCAAUUUUUUUUUAUUUAUUACUAUUUAUUGUUAUUAUGUACACGGUAAAAAUUUAUUUGAUAUACUCUUAACAAAUUCAAAUCUUGAAAUAUUUUUAUUUUCAUAUUUCAACAUUUCUUGUCUCAAAAAUAAUUUUCUAUUGUUAUUUUUUUCAUUUUAAUUACCUCUUUGCUACGUAUUUUUAUAAAUGUAUCUAUUUGAAUGUAAUAUUUAAGUAAGCAAAUCGAUAAUCAUUAUAAUUGGUGACUAGUCACUAUAUACAGUACUCAUUGAAUGUUGAGACCUUUUAUUUUUAAGUAGGUACAUCGUCGUUAUUUAUAAAUUAUUCUUUCGAAAAAUAUUAUUACUGGGGACUCAGUUUACCUAGCACGUUAAAGUUUUCCGGACUCAAUUUACCUAGCCCCAAUAUCCACCAAAUUAUUUGGGACUCAGUUUACCACUCCCGUCUUGAUCCGCGCUUGGUAUUACAAUAUACAUCCGGUAUAAUAACUUACGAAAAAUUUGAAAUACCGUGAAACGAGAAUCAAAUUCUUUAAUAUAAAAUGAUCAUCCUUGUGGGCCAUUAUUAUAGCUUAGAGAAGUCCUAUUAGCGUGAGCUUUCAACCAAUUUCGUAAUCGUUUACAAUAUUUUGUUCACAAUAUAUUUACAGAUUACAGAUUUUUUUUUUUUUUUUUUUAUUUUAAUUUAUACAUUUCAAACUUCAAACAUUAUAUUAUAAUAAUCAGCUCUACAACUUUUCAGUUUGUUGAACGUAUUUUUUGAUUUAGUUAAAAUUUGAUUGUUUUAUAACUAUGUUUAAAAUCUAUAUUAUAAUAUAUUCUAUAUAGAAUAAUAGUAUAGUUAACUAUAAACUC
Molecule: messenger RNA, 2734 nt
Organism: Rhopalosiphum padi (bird cherry-oat aphid)
Lineage: Eukaryota; Metazoa; Arthropoda; Insecta; Hemiptera; Aphididae
Exons: 6
Coding region: 291-1271 (326 amino acids)
Biological process (GO): detection of chemical stimulus involved in sensory perception of smell; sensory perception of smell
Cellular component (GO): plasma membrane
Molecular function (GO): odorant binding; olfactory receptor activity
Source: RefSeq, a predicted model, not a curated record